GCUUACGUGCAUAAGAGCGUGAUGGAGGAGCUGAAGAGGAUCAUCGAUGACAGCGAGAUCACGAAAGAAGAUGAUGCUCUGUGGCCUCCCCCCGACAGGGUGGGCCGGCAGGAGCUUGAGAUAGUAAUUGGUGAUGAGCACAUCUCCUUCACCACGUCCAAAAUCGGUUCCCUCAUCGAUGUAAACCAGUCCAAAGAUCCAGAAGGCUUGAGAGUGUUCUACUACCUGGUCCAGGACCUCAAGUGUCUUGUCUUCAGUCUUAUUGGACUCCACUUCAAGAUUAAGCCAAUUUAA
This is a messenger RNA of Acanthisitta chloris (rifleman), 294 nucleotides long. RefSeq names its product protein mago nashi homolog. Gene Ontology annotation, biological process: RNA splicing. The transcript is spliced from 3 exons. Gene Ontology annotation, cellular component: nucleus; exon-exon junction complex; catalytic step 2 spliceosome. The annotation marks the transcript as partial. The record is from RefSeq and is a predicted model, not a curated record. Lineage: Eukaryota; Metazoa; Chordata; Aves; Passeriformes; Acanthisittidae.